CAUCGACUUCACCAAAGCGUUCGAUACGGUGAACCGUGAGGCGUUGUGGUUGAUUCUCUCCAAGUUUGGAUGCCCUGCAAAGUUUAUUCGUCUCAUUGAAUGCCUGCAUACUGGCAUGCGAGCAAGGGUGCAGCUAAGUGGACAGACUACAGAUGACUUGGCCGUUAUCUCCGGUGUGAAGCAAGGAUGCGUCUUAGCCCCCACACUGUUCAAUAUCUACCUGACGGCUGUGAUGUCGUGCGCAUUCAACACAUGCGAAUACGGUGUGCAUCUAGAGCACCGCAUGGAUGGGGGUUUGCUUAACAUCCGCCGCUUUGGAUCAAGAAGUUUAGUGCGUGAGACAACCAUUCGUAUGCUACUGUUUGCAGACGACUGCGCGUUAUUUGCACAUACUGAGGAAGAACUGCAAUGCAUGACGACAAUCUUAGCUUCCACAGCGACUAAGUUUGGACUCAGCAUAAACACAGGCAAGACUGUAUGUCUAUUUCAGCCGGCACCGGGAGUGCAGCCCGUGUGCGGACCAGAAAUACGGAUUGUAGAUGUAGUACUACAGAACACGUCCGCCUUCUGCUACCUUGGGAGUACAUUGUCUAGCGACCUACGAAUCACCAACGAACUGCGCGCUCGUGUGGCGAAGGCAAGUGCGGCUUUUGGGAAACUGGAACAUCGCGUGUGGAAGAACCAUCAUCUCACUGUUAGAACCAAGGUGAUGGUGUACAAAUCAAUGGUUCUCUCAGUCCUUAUCUAUGGAUCGGAAACUUGGACACUGUACAGAAAGGAUAUCCGGUUUUUGGAACGAUUCCAUCAACAGUGCCUUCGCCGGAUUCUGCGCAUACAAUGGUGGGACAAUGUGCCAGACACUGAUGUGAUCCGCCGGAGCGAAGUGUACACCAUAGACUACAUGCUACUGCUGCGACAUCUCCGGUGGCUUGGACAUGUGCGCCGUAUGGAUGCAACGAGAAUCCCGAAGCAAUUGCUGUACGGACAACUGAUCGCAGGUGGCCGGAAUGCUGGCAAACCCAAGUUGCGUUACCAAGAUAAUAUCAAGGUUAGUUUGUCCAGAUUAGGUAUUGACCUAAAUAUUUGGGAGGAGUUGGCAACAAAUCGCCGCAUCUGGCGUGAUCUCAUCACCUGUACCGUUGCCCAAUCGCAAGAAAGGCAGAUGGUGCAUCGAGAAAUUAAACGUGCAGCACGCAAACAUCAUCUGCCGUCGGACUUCAAUUCUUCGGCUACUCCAACAUGGAGCUGUAGUGCAUGUGGCCGUGUGUGUUUUAGCCCAGCUGGUCUGGCCAGUCAUCAACGAGGCCACGAUGGGGUUAUGCCGAACAGGUGGAUUGUUAGAUCGAGCAUCACGGACUGACAUGUGACACUUGGUGGUACGCAACUGAGAAAGGACGGUACAUGUUAAACCGGCCAAACGGGAUGAAGCGAGGUGAGUCAGAAUGGAAUCACACGGGGAGGAUUUUUGCACUGAUAAUGUACUAAUUCACCAACUGUUGCAGUGCAAUGACAACCACGCAUAGUUUCUGCAAAGACACAGGCGCGUACUAUAUUUACCAUACUGGUAAUCCGAACACAGAUGCCUCUAUACGAAUGCCCCUAUGCUGAGGUUUGAUGUUGCAUACACCAUACUUCUUUAUCGCAGUUGGGCUACACUGACUUACUUACUUACUUACUUAUAACAUGUUACCUUAUUUUACCGUACCUUACCAUUACCAUAGCCUAGGAACCCUUUACCUAAUACAGUAUGGAAAAGCAAUGCUUCCUCGAUUUGGUGGCAAAUUGGCAAUGCGAUAGACAUGUUCAAGUUGGAUCAUGCAUUCAAAUAUCAAUCGCUCUGGAACAUCCGUGGAAAGUGAACAGUCCCGGUGUUGCGAAUCCAAGGCAAAUUUGAUCGAUGCGAAUUCCGUGAACUGCUCAAAAGGGCGGUUUCUCAGGUGCCGGAGAAGGCACAAUUGUAUGCGGAAUAGAAGCACCAUGAGUAUGUUCCCAUUCAAUUUACUAAUCCAGGCCAAUAAGGCGGCGUAUGUGGUACGUUUGCCUGCGUGAUGAGUAAUCUUGCAUUUCAGAAGUAGAUGUUGCUUGAGUUCCCCUGUGCGGAUGCGCCUGAUGUGAAUGUUGACAAGGUGCCUACCUGUCUAUUACCCACUACCUCGUCCAUACUGGCUCCAGGAGACAGUUGGUCGUCGCUGGAGGGGACGGAGUGCACCGUCCUUGUGACGGUGCUAGGCUCAAAGAGUGGUUCCAUGCAAUCUGUGUGGAACGGGCUACGGUCCAGCCACCGCCUCGUGUACGUCUGGUGUGUAUGGUUUCCCAAUUAGGCCGGAAUGCUUCC
Messenger RNA from Dicrocoelium dendriticum, 2335 nucleotides. Lineage: Eukaryota; Metazoa; Platyhelminthes; Trematoda; Plagiorchiida; Dicrocoeliidae. The record is from the annotation of a GenBank genome assembly.